This is a messenger RNA of Phytophthora nicotianae INRA-310, 2360 nucleotides long. RefSeq lists its product as hypothetical. Gene Ontology annotation, molecular function: ABC-type transporter activity; ATP binding; ATP hydrolysis activity. The coding region runs from base 52 to 2007 and encodes 651 amino acids. Gene Ontology annotation, cellular component: membrane. The transcript has a single exon. The record is from RefSeq and is a predicted model, not a curated record. Lineage: Eukaryota; Oomycota; Peronosporomycetes; Peronosporales; Peronosporaceae.
AGCGACACCGCUGUCUCUGACGCGGCAUUCCUCUCUCAUUCCCCCCUCUCCAUGGUGGCUGUAACGUCUCCAAUAUCGCCGGUAACGCUGCGUUGGCGAGCGGUAGGAAAAGAUGCUCCUGAUCCUUUGGCAUUCGGUACUGCAGACGACGAAGAAGAAAUUCGCAAGAAACUGGACCUUAACGACAGCUCCAAGUUGCUACCUGAAGCCCCACAACUCACUCUUGAAUGGCACAAUCUGACGCUUCGAAUCAUUGCGAAUGACACUGAAAAGGUUAUUAUACAUGAUGCCAACGGUGUCGCCCACCCCGGUGAACUCUUGGCCAUCAUGGGCCCUUCAGGGGCAGGCAAGAGCUCGCUGCUCGACUGUUUAUCCGGACGAAAUACCAGCGUUGAGGGCAGUAUUUUGGUUAACGGAGUGCAAGCAGGGACCCAAAAAUUGAGGAAAUUGGUGGCGUAUGCCAUGCAGGACGAGAUGUUCCACUCGACGCUGACGGUGAAGGAACAUUUAGUGUUCCAGGCGAGAUUGAGACUCGGUGGACACUUCAGUAAGAAGCAGUGCCAACAUCGAGCCAAUGCUGUGCUCCACGAGCUGGGAUUAACUGGAUGUAAGGACACUUUGAUCGGUGGAUGGAUGCUACGUGGGAUCUCAGGAGGCGAGAAGAAAAGACUGGUUUUUGCCUCUGAGAUCCUGACCAACCCGGCGGUCUUGUUCGUAGACGAACCCACCUCUGGACUGGAUAGUUGUAUGGCACGUGCGGUGGUGCAGCAAUUGAAGCAGCUUGCAACGAAGCGGACGGUUGUGACCGCGAUCCAUCAACCUUCGUCAGAGGUGUAUGCGCUCUUCGAUCGCCUUUAUCUACUUGCAGAGGGCGCGACAGUGUUUGAAGGAUCUGCACGUAAAGCGAUCAUACAUUUCGUUACACUUGGACUCCCGUGUCCGCAAUUUAUGAAUCCAGCGGACCAUUUCAUGGAACAACUAGUGGUACUUGAAAGAACUACCGAUAACGAAGGAUUGGCUCGUGUUCAACGACUGAAAGAUUCGUGGAAACAGCAGAAAACUACCUGGACACCCAAAAUAUCCGGAGAUUUUGUGGACAUUGUGGUUUACGACGUGGAACGAGAAGAAGAUGUUGGAUAUUACUACGGGAAGAGCUUGUCUCUGUGGGGCCAAGUGGAAGUACUAGCUCACCGUAAUGCGCUACGACUGGCACGUGACCCCAUGGCCCUCCGUCUACAAGUACUACAAACACUCAUUUUUUCGUUUCUACUUGGCCUCAUUUACUUCCAGCUAGAUGUGGAUCAGAGAGGUAUUCGUAACUUUUCGGGAGCUUUUUUCUACAUCGUGACAGACCAAGUGUACUCUGCUUCGAUGCCUGCUAUCAUUUCGGUACCUGUGGAGCUCCCGAUUGUGUAUCGAGAGCUAGACGUGGGGCUGUACCGUAUCGGUGCCUGGUUUCUCGCUAAAAAUCUGUGUGAGCUGCCUUCCCAGAUCGCGUUACCGAUUCUAAAUCUGAUUCCGAUCUAUUUCUUGAUUUUUGGAAUCUUCGGUAAUCCUGGGUUCCUGGUGUUUAUGCAGAUGCUUAUCCUGCUUGUAGCGAUGAACAGUGCGUGUGUGGCGUUCGGUUAUGCUGUAUCCUGUAUCUGCCGUCGAGUGGAUAUCGCUCCUAUUGUGGGGAAUAUCAUCAUCAUGCCGUUACUGCUACUCGGUGGCAUGUUUGUGGAUCCCGAGCGAGUGCCUGUCAUGUUCCGGUGGCUCGAACUCGUGACCCCCUUCAAGUACGGAUACUUCGGCUUCAUGCGUGUGUUCUGGCGUAACGCAGCAAACGUACCGUGCGAUUUAGAAAACACAGCGGAAUGUACUCCUAUAUCAGGGCACGAUGUAUUGGAAAGCUACAAUAUUCCAGAUCAGUCUAUCUGGAACGACGUAUGGAGUCUCGUAGCGCUCAGUCUGUUCUUCCGUCUUCUCGGUUUCGUAGCUCUGCACUUCAGUGUCCGUCACAAGUAGAAAUAGCCGCAAUAAUUGUUAAAAACUUAAAAGUGAAUUUUAUACUCCGCUGCCCUGUAUCAUUCAUACAAGGGAGAAGAGCUUACACCUUUAGAGCUUCAGUAGCCUACGAAAGGGAGGGCACACCAGCUUCCACUUCCACGACGGCCUCGAUCUCCACUGCCACGUUGAGCGGUAGGGCGUUGGUGCCCACAGCCGAACGCGCGUGCUUGCCCUUGUCUCCGAAGAUGGCGGCCACGGCGUCCGACGCGCCGUUGAUCACACCUGGCUGCGCAGUGAACGUGUCGACGCAGUUGACGAAGCCCGUGAGCUUGACGACGCGCUUAAUGUGGUCCAGCUCACCCAGUUCCUCU